GGCGAGGGGACGGAUUAAAGUUAUACUGUUACACAAGGCUAUAGAAAAACAAACAAUCAAAUAUAACACAUGCACCAAUAAGUGGGAAGAAUUAACAUUUCAUCGUAAAUCGUUAAAAAAAACUGAACUCUGCUGCAGCCUGUUAUUUAGGCCAGGGUUCCGCAGACUCAGAUUUAGUCCACUUGAACUGGCAUUAAUUCAGAGAGAUGUUCCGCCAGCGCCAUAAUGGCUCAAAUUGCGCGAUUCGACCUCUAGCAGCAGUGUUUCAAGUAGUAAAUAGUUAAUUGUUUACGAUGAACACGAUAUUUACUCCACCAUUGUACAUACAGCGAUACGAAUUUGUCAUCGACUUCGUCAAAGAGAACAAACCCAAAAAGGUGGUAGACUUGGGAUGCAAUGACUGCACUCUCCUUAGGAAGCUGAAGUUUCACAAAGAAAUUGAACUGCUUGCUGGACUGGACAUUGACUGUGCAGUUAUCAGGGCUAAAAUGUAUGAACUGGCACCGAUUCCAACUGACUACCUGCAGCCAGGUGAUCAUCCCCUGACCAUUGAGCUGUACCAGGGUUCAGUCACCGAGAGGGAUCCCCGCACCAAAGGAUUUGAUCUGGUGACGAGUAUUGAGCUCAUUGAGCACCUACAGCUUGAGGAUGUGGAUAGGUUCACUGAGGUUGUAUUUGGCUACAUGGCCCCAGUAGCAGCAAUCAUUAGCACUCCAAACGCUGACUUCAACCCCCUGCUCCCCGGGCUGACAGGGUUUAGACACUACGACCACAAAUUUGAAUGGACUAAAGUAGAGUUUCAGACCUGGGCUCUGAAGGUGUGCAAAGAGUUUGGUUAUGUGGUGGCGUUUACAGGUGUAGGACAGAUACCGGCCCAGGAGGAGAGCAUCGGGUUCUGCUCUCAAAUCGGAGUGUUUCAGAUAGACAGGUCAGGAGGUGACGCACCACGUCUGCAAAAUAAUGUCGCAGAGGAGCAUCUUCCUUACAGAGUGUUAUACAACGUGGUGUACCCAAGCCUGUGUGACAGCAAUAUCUUCCAGAGGACUCUGGUGAAUGAGGUCCUGUACUGGGCUGAGACCCUGAAGAGAGAGUGGCUGGAGGAGAUACGUGGAGUGGGGGAUGAAGAAUCAGAACAGACAGAUGAAGAGGGUUGUUCGAGAGAAGGAAUGGACAGGGAGGAGAGUCAGACAGGUGAAGUGGAGCGAGUGGAGGCAGGUGGUAGAGGGUUUGAGGUAGAGAAUGAGGAGGUGGGGGGAGAGGGUAGAACAGACAUGGGACAGGUGGAGCCCUACAGAGAAGGUCAGUCUGUGUGUGUCCCCUUGGUCAGGUUGUGCUCCUGCCCCAGAGUGCAAGCUCUGAGUGGGACAGUCCAGCGUCUCACAAAGUUCCUACUGGAGAACUCUAGAGUACAGUUAACCAACGAUGGCACUGCCGUGGUGUUGGUGGACAGCGAUGAUGAAGAUUUGGAGUGGGAUGAGAACUUUGAUAACACAGGGACAGGUCCGUUCUUUGUCAGUAGUGUGGAGAACGAGGACUGGGAGACCGAGCUUGGUCAGUAGCAUGGAGAACAAGGACUGGGAGACCGAGCUUGGUCAGUAGCAUGGAGAACAAGGACUGGGAGACCGAGCUUGGAUGACCUUUGUCAUAUAAGGAGUGUAUUCUUUGAUGUACUAGUGGUGUGGAUUUUCAUUUUCUUUUACCCUGGCAAUAUACAGUUCUAGAACUAGGGGCCAUCAGAUAAGAUUCAACCAUAUCCUUAAAUGAAGAAGGAACAUGUUCCUAAUAAAAUGUGAUGAGAAUAUAGUCAUUGCCUGGUUCACACAAUCAACAUUUUGAACCGUUUUAAUCAACAGUGCAUGGUACACAGGAAAAGCAUACAGUACACCUGGUAAGGAAGCAAAUGUUGGUCAAAAAGACAGGAACAUUGGACACUGUUGACACUGACAGAAAACGUCACUUUUACAGGAGGAUACGGGUUACAGCUCCUUAAUACACACAGCUUCACAGAAGAGAAAAGGCAACCAUGUUUGUUACAUGUUAGGUACCGACUGAGCUGGGAAACAGGAACAUAUGCUGCCUGUCUAACAUCUGUCUACUGGAACUGAUUUUACUGAAGGAAGGUAGUUAACAGGCUUAUUUCUAUUCAAGAGGAAUAGUGAAUGGUAAUACAAGUGCCUUGCUAAAGGUUACAAUACUCAUUAUUAGUUUCUACCAUGUUCUAGAUCUAUACAUUAGUUCUGUUCUUAAAUUUGCCUCAGAUGAGGCAGUAAAGAGAACUUCCAGGUAAGUGAUGGCACAACAUAAAUGAAUCACACAGGUAUGUGGUCUUACCAAACGUACAGAUGUAAGAAACCUUGAACCACAUGUGAUGGUGGAAUUGUGGUUUUCAAGCAUUGGUUUAACUCGCUGAAGAAAUACAAAAAUCAUGCAAACAAUAAACAUCUACACAAAGAGAAAUAACAUAGAUUAAUUCAGAGUUAUAAUACCAUACACUGAUGACACUGCAGAAAUCAGCAAAUUACGGCACAUAACUUGAGGUCAGGAUAUGGUUAACCUCCAGUAUGGCUUAAGACAGGAGACGAUCACAUACACUAAAUGUAUGUAAUGCCAUUAUAUCUUUAACUUACUCUGAAUAUGUAUUGUUAUUUCUAUUUAAUGAGACAGACCAAUUAACAAGAUUCAUCAUCACAAAAUCGUGUAGUGUAUACAAUUCCCCCCCCCAAUGUCAGUUUCAUAACCGUAUUUGACAGACUAUAUUCAAGAUAUGGGGGGGACCAAUCCAUUACAUUGUUCAGACAACGAAUAACAGAGUCAUCAUCAGCCUCAUCUGAUGUAACUCCUGGCCUUUUGUCAUAUAAGUAUAUCAUCAUCAUACCAUCUGAUAUGCUGCUGAGAGAGAACCUUCAUGGACCACACCGUCACACUCUUCGUGGACCACACCGUCGCACUCUUCGUGGACCACACCGUCUCACUCUUCAUGGACCACACAGUCUCACUCUUCGUGGACCACACCGUCUCACUCUUCGUGGACCACACCGUCUCACUCUUCGUGGACCACACCGUCUCACUCUUCGUGGACCACACCGUCUCACUCUUCGUGGACCACACCGUCUCACUCUUCGUGGACCACACCGUCACACUCUUCGUGGACCACACCGUCUCACUCUUCGUGGACCACACCGUCUCACUCUUCGUGGACCACACCGUCUCACUCUUCGUGGACCACACCGUCUCACUCUUCGUGGACCACACCGUCUCACUCUUCGUGGACCACACCGUCUCACUCUUCGUGGACCACACCGUCUCACUCUUCUUCGUGGACCACACCGUCUCACUCUUCUUCGUGGACCACACCGUCUCACUCUUCUUCGUGGACCACACCGACUCACUCUUCGUGGACCACACCGUCUCACUCUUCGUGGACCACACCGUUGCACUCUUCGUGGACCACACCGUCGCACUCUUCGUGGACCACACCGUCGCACUCUUUGGAGUUGUACUACACAAGGUGACCAAUAAGUGUGUACAAUGGCAGUUCAAUUGUUGACCAUUUGUCCUGUAGCCUUCAUCUUUACCUACGUCAGCUUGGCAAGAAUCAACUGUUGACUUGCAUCAGUUUCUAAA
Messenger RNA from Oncorhynchus tshawytscha (Chinook salmon), 3624 nucleotides. RefSeq lists its product as uncharacterized. The record is from RefSeq and is a predicted model, not a curated record. The transcript has 6 exons. NCBI's taxonomy places the organism in Eukaryota, Metazoa, Chordata, Actinopteri, Salmoniformes, Salmonidae. The coding region runs from base 2906 to 3547 and encodes 213 amino acids.